Myripristis murdjan (pinecone soldierfish) is the source of this 13005-nucleotide messenger RNA. It is a transcript of the gene akap9, whose product is annotated as A kinase (PRKA) anchor protein 9. The record is from RefSeq and is a predicted model, not a curated record. The transcript has 55 exons. NCBI's taxonomy places the organism in Eukaryota, Metazoa, Chordata, Actinopteri, Holocentriformes, Holocentridae. Gene Ontology annotation, biological process: signal transduction. Gene Ontology annotation, molecular function: molecular adaptor activity. Bases 168 to 12500 code for a protein of 4110 amino acids.
AGUUGGGACUCCAGCAGCAAGGAGACAGCUCCUAGUCAUGUACCGAGCUCUUUAGCAGCGAACCCGCAACGAAGUCGGACGAGAGACACUUUGCCGUCUUCGUGACCUGUCUUUGUUACCUCGUAUGAAGCGGUUUCUGUUUUGUUUUAGCCACAGGGACUACGGUGAUGGAAGACGAGGAGAGGCAAAAGAAACUCGAGGCCGGCAAAGCAAAGUUGGCUGAGUACCGUCAGAGGAAAGCCCACGCAGACUCCCAGAAGAAACAGAAGAAGAAGAAGAAAAAGAAGCAAGGGGAGGACUCGGAGGAAAGGGUGGAGGUCGAGCAGGAUCGUUCUGUGGAGGGAGAGGAUGUCUCAGGCGGAGGAAGAGUUGGAUUAGAGGAGGGAAAUCAAGACCCACCCACCACAGAGGUCACCUUCGCCAAGACCCUGCGGAGCGGAGAGACAGUCAAGCAUGACCAGACCUACACCAUAGAGCCCGAGAGUGAGGUUUCCACCACCGCUGAAGAUUAUUCUUCUGAGGUAAAUGGGUGCCAUGAGAUGAAAGUGAACCUAAUGAAGUCCUCCAAGGAUUUUAUCUGGGAGGAGGUGGAGCCUCUGCAGCAGGUGACAAAGGGAGGCACAAUGCAGGACAUGGAAGAUGCCCUGGCUGCCAAGACCCAGGCAGUGGAGGAGCUAAGCCGAGAGCUUGAAGAAAUCAGGGCUGCCUUUGGCACAGAAGGAGUACAACAGCUGCAGGACUUUGAGGCUGCUCUGAAGCAACGAGACGGCAUCAUCACCCAGCUGACUGCUAAUCUCCAGCAGGCUCGCGAAGAGAAAGAUGAGAUCAUGAGAGAAUUCUUGGAGAUGACAGAACAAAGCCAGAAACUACAUAUUCAGUUUCAGCAGCUGCAGGCAGGGGAGACGCUGAGAAACACCAGCCACAGCAGCACAGCAGCAGAUCUUCUGCAGGCGAGGCAGCAGCUUGUCCAGUACCAACAGCAGCAGGAGGAAAUUAGCAUUGAGCUCAAAAAGUACCAGGAAAGGAGCAGUGAGCAACUUCUGCAGAUCAGCCAGCUCCAGCACAAGCUCAGUGAGAUGGAAAUGUCAGGGAGAAGAUCAGAAGAAUCAUUUGCACAAAGGAUAAAUGAAAAAGACCUGCUGAUCGCUGAACAUGAACGAAUUAUUUCAGGUCAUGAACAGUCCCUGACAGAAUUAAGAGCGGAGCUUACACGGAAAGGCAGAGCAGCAGAGGAAUCAUUUGCACAAACACUAAAAGAGAAAAAUCUGCUCAUUAUGGAGCAAACUGCGGUAAUUACAGAACAUGAGCGGUCAUUGAGCAUGCUUAGGGAGGAACUUAUCCAGGUGGGUAGGACUGCAGAAGAAAUCGUUAUAGAAAAGGCAGAUGAUAAAGACCUCAUCAUUGCAGAGCAAGAGAGAGUAAUUUCAGAACGUGAAUGCUCUCUUACCCAGCUUGAGGAUGAGCUGGAGUCCUCUGAGAAACGCCUGAAUGACCUCCACCAGCAAAUGGCUUCAAAGGUACUGGAACUUGAAAAAUGCCUGGAUGAGUUGGAAAGCAGCAAGUGUGAGUUAGAAAACUGCAAAUGUGAAUUGGAGAGUUGUAGGUUGGAUUUUGAGAAAGAGCGAAAAGAGUUGGAAAACUGCAAGGGUGAACUUGCAGCGUCCAAACAGAAGGAGCGAAUGUCAUCUAAGGAAAUCAUGCAGCUCAUGGGCACUGUAGAAGACCUGCAAAAACGUUGUCACCAGGGCAGCCUGUCAGAGAGUGACACUCUCCAACGAAUGGAAGAGGAAUCUGUCCGGAAGCUUGAUAUUCUCAGGGCAGAGCUAGAUGAGAUGUAUGGCCAGCAAAUUGUCCAGAUGAAACAGGAGAUUAUUUUACAACAUAAAGCAGAAGUGGAGCGAUUGAUCCAGCAAUAUGGUGCUGAAAUUGACCUGCUAAAAGCCCAACAGCCAUCUCAGACUACCACUGUUAGCACUGUUGAAGUGGAGGCAUUCAACAUCAAGAUUAGAGAGCUUCAGGAGACACUAGAGGAGUCCCAAACAAUGCACAGUAAAGCCAAACAUGAGCUGAGCCAAGUUGUUCAAGAGAAACUCAGCCUGCAGGCCAAGGUUGAGAACCUUCUCCAAGAGCUCCAUUCUGCUGAAGAUAAAGUGGAGCAGGCCUCCCGCAGUCUCAUCUCUCAGGAAAGCCAACAAGGUGAACUGCAGCACCUUCAGGACACUAUUGACAAUCUGAAGGGUGAGCUGGCUGCUGCUGAGGAAGCUGCACAAGAGGCAGAGGCCAAACACGAGUCAGAGAUAACAAACUACAAGAUCAAAUUGGAUAUGCUUGAACGGGAGAAGGAUGCUGUGCUGGACCGCAUGGCUGAGUCACAAGAAGCUGAGCUGGAAAGACUGAGGACGCAGCUUCUCUUUAGCCAUGAGGAAGAACUCACCCAUCUCAGGGAAGACCUGCAGAGGGAGAGCUUCCUCAACACAGAAAACCUCCUCAAUGAAGCCUCUAACAAACACGAGAGAGCCUUAGAAGAGCUGCGUAUUGGUUAUGAGGAAGAACUGUCUUUGUCACAGAGAGAGAAGGAAAGUUUUGCCACAGAGCGGGAUGAGCUUUUACACCAAAUACUUGCACUGAAAGAAGAUCUGAAGCAAGCUUUGGAAAGCUCCAAAGCAGAUGAGCUCGUCCAGCAGCUCCAAGAGCUUCAGAUGGAAGUAGAGGAGCUGAGAAAAGGAGGUGAUGAACGAGUUAGAAUGGAGAAGGAAAUUCAGACUUUACUGAUGAAGAUCAAGGUGCUAGAAGACGAAGGAAAAGAGAAAGAAGUGUGUUGGGAGAGCAAAUGGAAGGAGCAGGAAGCGGAAAAGGAGAUGUUGAUGGAUUCCAGCAAUGCUUUGAAAGGGCAGUUAGAGUCAUACAGUAAUAAAAUUGAGUCCCUCACGGCAGAGAAAAAUCAAAUAGAGCAACAAGUUGUUGAGCUGAAUGAGAAAGUCGAAAAGCAGAGGACUACUUUCUCUUUUGCUGAAAAGAACUUUGAGGUGAACUAUCAGGAGCUUAAAGAGGAGUACACAUGCCUUAUUGAAGCAAAGGCUCAGUUAGAAGAGAGGUCACUCAAGGAGACUCUUGUGUUUGAGGCAAAAAUUGCAAGCCUCCAGUCACAGAUUCGGGAGUUGGAGGAGAGCAGCAUAGAUAUCAAAAUGGAGGACACACACACAGACGGUAAAACUGUGAUAGAAAAAGAUACUACUGAAUUAAUGGAGAAGCUCAAUGUUGCUUUGAGUGAGAAAGAAAGCUUAGCUGGGAGGCUUUCUGAAGUUACAGAGCAGCUGACGUUUACAGAGAACAGAUUGGGAAAACUGGAGGGAGAGCUGAUGCAAGUGAGACAAGAAAACAAGGAGGUCAUUGCCCAAAAUGAAAGCUUGAGAAAAGAACUGGUAAGAGAGCGAGACGUGAAGAGAGAGCAGCUUAGAGGGCAAGACUCGCAGAGCAAGGCUGAGCUCCAGCAAGGAGAGCAGACUGUUGCCUCAGUUUGUUCUGUAGAGGAUCAUCACUUUCAGAUUCAAUCUCUGCAAGGGGAGAUAGAGACUCUCCAGUCCCUGUUACAGGCAGCUGAAACUGAGAGAGACAGCAUUCGGCAUGCCAUGGAGGUCCACAGGCUUUCGCAGACUCCAUCUCCAGCAGCGGUCCAGUCCUCAGGGGAGGGACCUGUUGAAGGACGAUUCUCCCCGCAGAAACCCACAGCCUCAGGGUCAAGCAGGCGCAAGAGGCGGCAGAGGUCGAAACAAGAGCGCAAACUGGCAGCAGACAGCAGAGAAGUAAGACAAAGGGAGGAGGAGGAGGAGGAGACGGUGGUGGAAGAAGAGAAAUCUACAAGUGUCGCAGAGCAGGAGGUGCAGCCUCAGAUGGAGAGCCAGGUUACAUCGUGUUCAGAACAGAGGGCCAGUGAGGAGGACUCCACUGACGGGUACCAAGGAGACGGAGGCAGAGACUACAUUAACAAAUGGGUGAGAAGACAUGGCGUGGAGCAACAAAUGGAGCCUGUUGUGCGGCUGGGCGCAAAGGAUGAGGGAGAAACUGCUGACCAUGGUGAGUGCAGACUCCAGCUUGAAGCACAGCUCAUCAGUCUGUCUCAGAUCCAUGCUGCCCAGAUCGAGCUGCUCCAAGAGCACACGGACACCCGCACACACUCUCUGGAGCUGGAGGUGCAGCACUUGAGAGAGCACAGCAGCCGAGAUGAGCCAAAGAUCUUUAAAUACCAGAAUGUGGUGCAAGCUGUGUCAGAGGAAUGCAACAGGCUAAUACUGUCUUUUAAGAGGAUUUUUGGUGAAGAGUUCUUGGAGAGUGUUGGUCAGGUCGCUGUGGAGGGUUCACUGGCCACUUCAGUGGAAAGACAAGAAACCAGUGAUUCCACCUCUGUCUCUGAGGCCAGAGAGCUAUGCAGGGAACUUCAGCAGGUGAAGGAGAGGAUUGAGCAGGAACAUGAUAGGCUGUCGCAGCUUCAGGCUCUGCUGAGGGCUGAUGGGAAUAAGAUAAUGGCAAUGCAGAUGGCAUACGAUGACCUGAAGACUAGCAGUGAGAAGGAGAUCUCUAACCUACGUAUGCAGGUUGUCAGUCAAAGCCCCUCGACAUGCAAAGAUCCGGAGGAGCAGGCUGGCACGCCGUCCAGCUCUCUUCCCGGGGACCUACAGAGGCUGAAGGCCGAGGCGCAGGAGAAGCAGCAGCAGCUGGAGGAACGGCACAGACAGGAGGUGGAACAUCUCAGAGCUUAUUACCAGCAGCAGGCUGCAGAGACCGAGGAGCGCUACGCUACCGAGCUCAUCAUGCUGGGGCGGCGUCUGCAGGAGGUCACAGGCACUCAAACCCAGUUCAGCCUGUCCAGUGUUCCUCUGUCCGGCUCGGAGACGGUGGAAGAGCACAGAGAGCAGCUAAAGCAGUUUGGUGAGGAGGAAGGGUCAGAGGUAGGUGCAGAAGCGGAGUUGGGCUGGCCUGCCAGGUCCAUGGGCCUGACAGAGCAGCUGCAGACGCUGAGGAAAGCGCUCUACCUCAAGUAUUCCCAGGAAGUGGCUGCUCUCAAGGACCAGCACAGCAGUGAGCUGAAGAGACUGAGAGAAGAGAGGGAUCAGGACAGGAGAGGAGAGCAACGUCACGAGGAAGGACAAGACAAGGCAGCACUGACGAAGGUUGAGCAGGACCUCAACGGUAUCAACGGGGCGGGACGCUCCAUCGAGGGCCCCGGGGCAGGGGGCCAAGUCGUACUAGAGGAGAAACAACACUGGAAGAAGGUGGAGGAGGAGGUUGCUAAGGCCAUCGUUCAGAUGUCAGUGGAGUUCGCCCAGCAGACUGAGCUGGCCCGAAUUAAAAAGUGUGCCUGCCAGACUACCUCAUCCAUGCAGACCCAGUCAGAGGCAGAAGUGGAAGUGGAAAUGGAGGAGACAACCCCCACACCUUCUCUCACUAUGAGCUUCUGGCCGGGGGAAGAGGAGAGGGAGAAUUUGGAGAAGGAGCUCAGAGAGAGAACUGCUGAGGUCCUCAAGUUAAAGGAGCAGCUUCUGAAAACUCAAUCAGAAGCUGAGCAGGUGUUAAAGAAGGGAGACGAGGGGCAAAGAGUUGGGGAAGAGAAGGACCUAAUGGGGCCAGACCGAAGCAAAUUUUCAUCACAAGAUGAAGUGGACUCCAAUUCAGAUGUCUUGACUGAAAGAAACGCCCUACGUAAAGCCAACGAGAGGCUUUGCCAGGUGCUGGUCGACAUCCUGAAAACCACGGCGGCAGCAGAGGAGACCAUGGGCCUCCACGUGGAGAGUCUGCGUGAGGCUUCCAGCGGAGGGCGGCAGGCUGUGCCACCCAACUCCGCCGCACAGCAAGCAGCCUGGCAGAGAGUUAGCUCAGAGUCCCUCAGACCAUAUGCUGCAGGAAGUUGCCAGGGCAGUGAGGCUGGCACAGAUGUGAGUGAGUGGUCCAGGGAGACAGAGGCCGAUGAGGGCCUGGACAUGUCUCAGCAGAUGAUGGACAGCCUGCUGCUGGGGGUGGAGACACAGCUGCAGAAUGAGGAGUAUCUAAUGGGCAUCAGCUGCCGCCUUCAGGCGGCUUUGGAGAGGAUGUUGAUGGCCAUCACUGAGACCAACAACCAGCUUGAACAUGCCCGGGUGACCCAGACUGAGCUGAUGCGGGAAUCCUUCCGCCACAACCAGGAGAUGGGGGAACUGCUGCAGAAGCAGGAGGAGCUGCAGGAGAGGUUAGCUGAGGAGGGUCGGGCUCGGGAGCAGCUGGCUCUGGAACUUCACCGAGCCGAGGGUCUGAUCGAUGGUUACACGGGUGAACGGGCUGCUCUGGAGGAGAAGGUGCGUCAGAAGGAAGAGCUCCAGCUGAGCCUUGAGCAAGAGUUGCAGGUGACAAGUAGCCGGCUACACGAGUUGGAGCAGGAGAGGAUGCAGAUGCAACAGGAGCGGGAGCUGCUGUCUCGGCAACAGGAUGCCAUGAGGGAGCACGCCGGGCCCCGUGAGCUUCGCCUAGUUGAAGCUGCAGUGGUUGCAGCACCUGAAGCAGACCUCCUGGAGGAGACAGAAAAGCUGAUGAAAGAGAAGGUGGAGGUCCAGCGUCAGGCAGAGAAGGAGAAUGCAGACCUCCUGAAGCAGGUGAAGCUCCUGGAGGUGGAGCUGGAGGAGCAGGUGAACAAGGUGAUUGAACUGGAGCAAGCUCAGAGGACUGAGAGUGGAGACCUCAGACAACAGAUCCAAGCUCUGGAGAAACAGCUGGAGAAGAACAGGAGAUUCCUCGAUGAACAAGCUGUGGACCGAGAACAUGAGCGGGAUGUCUUCCAGCAGGAGAUCCAGAAGCUGGAGCAGCAGCUGAAGAAUCCCCAGAAACCACAGACAGGCUCUGAGCAAAGAAACCAAGAGGUGGACCAGCUGACCUCCCAACUAAAGGAGAAGGCGGAUUGGUGCAGUGAGCUGCUGCUCGGCUCAGAGCAGCUGCGUCGUGAGUUGGGUGAGCGUGACGAGGAGAUUGACAAGCUGGAGAGCCGCGUCCGCGAGCUGGAGCAGGCCCUUUUGGCCAGCGCUGAGUCUCUGGAAAAGGUUGAACAAAAGAAGCAGCAUGCAUCCAUCACCGAGACUAAACACUCCACACUGGAAGCUCAGUUGCAGACGGAGAGAGAAGCUUUGGACAGGAAGGAAAAAGAGAUCAGUAACUUGGAGGAGCAGCUGGAGCAGUUCAGAGAGGAGCUGGAGAACAAGAGUGAGGAGGUGCAGCAGCUUCACAUGCAGCUGGAGAUCCAGAGGAAGGAGCUCAGCAGCCAGCAGCAGUACCUGGAAACAAGGGAUAGCAUGCUCCAGGUGAUGGAGCAGAAGGACAGGGAAAUAGCACUUCUUAAUGAACAGAUCACUAAACUCCAACACAUGGAAACAGCCUCUGAUAACAAGGAAAUGGAUGAACGGGAUGAACUGAUUAAAGAGUUGGAGUCCCGGGUGGAGUACAUGAGGAGUGAACAAGAUCGUUUGAAGAGGAAUAGUGAGGAGGAGCUGGACCAGUUGAAUGCAGUCAUAGACAGAUUGCAGCAGGAGCUGGCUAACAUCGAGCAGAAACAGACCACAGAGGAGGAUGAGGACAUCAAGGGUGAGAGCGGGCCAAGCAAAGAGGAAUAUGACGAAAUGAAGCAGAAAAUGGACCUGGCCACCAAAGAGCUUGAUACACUCAAAACAGAGCACAGUAAGCUGUUGGAGACGUAUCGGCGCUUGAAGGAGAGUGCUAUAGCCUUAGCUGAGACAGAAAAACUGGAAAGUCCAGAGGGGGAACUUGAAGAAGCUCUCAGGGAGAAAACUGCUGGCCUUGUGGUCAUGCAGGCCCAAGUGCACGCACUCGAACAGAGUGCAACUUCCAGAGUGGAAGAGUUAGGUCACCACAUCCAGGAGCUUGAGGACUCCAUUAAUGAAAAGGACUCUGAGCUAUGCCGCUGUCGUCUCCUUCUUGAACAAACCCAAAACUCUGCAGACGUCCUCCAACAGAAAGUCUCCAGCCUCGAGCAGCAGCUGAGGGAAAAGAUGGCUGCAGCACUUGUCAGCCAAGCCACCUUGGAGGCCCUGCAGCAACAGUCACAGGGGGCCAAGGAGGACCAGGAGCCUCGGAGACAGGUGGAGCCACAGGCCUAUGAAUUUGGUGACUUUGGCAUUCCCCAGAUGGACUUUAGCGGACUGAGUCAAGCCAGGCAAGUUCCUACAACAAAGGUGGUCCAUUUGACCGAGAAGCUUCGAGAGCUGGAGGUCGGUCUUAGUGGAAUGCAGAAAGAUCAGGAGCUCCAGAAGCAGCUGCUGUCCAGCUCGGAGGAGGAGGUGCUGGAGUACGAGAGGAGGCUCGCUGUGCUAAUGGACUUACUCAGUCAGAUGAAGACCAAGGCCGGUGUGCACCAGAGAGCACCGCUGUCUGUAGAGCCUUCCUCUGCUGGUGACCAGACGGCUAUGUUGGAGCUUCAACAAGAGUUACAGGAGGUCAAAGAUGAAGCCUCAGCCACCAAAGAGCAGCUCAGCAACUACAAGGAGAGCUGCAGUAGACUCCAGGAGCAACUAAAAGAAAACGGUGUUACAAUAGACAAACUCCAGGAGCAGCUUCAAAGGUUAUCAUCAAGAGGCAGCGAGGAGGCCACGGUGACCGGGCUUCAGCAGGAACUCAUGGAGGUCCAAAAUGAGGCUGCUGCCACCAAAGAGGAGCUGAGCACCUGCAGGGAAAGCUUGGAGAAGUUGCAGGAGUUACUCCAGGAGAGGGAAAUGACCAUUGCCCAUCUUAAAGGAGAACUUUUCCGAGUAACAUCAGAAGAGGAAGGGCCCAAUGUGACAGAGCUUCUCCAAGAGCUACAGGAGGUCCGAAAAGAUGCAGCCGCCGCCAAAGAAGAGCUCAAGGUCUACAGACAGCGCACUGAGAAACUCCAGGAUGACCUCCAAGCCCGUGACCUCUCCAUCAGCAAGCUGAAAGAGGAGCUGCAGGAAGUCAGAAAAGCCUUGGUCAAAGCAACAGACUCACCUUCCCCAUCACCCUCUCCAUCUCCUCAGCCUCAGUCCUCAAGUUCCUCUUCGUCCACCAGCCAGCCCAAAAGGAAAGGAGGAAAACAACUCGCUGGUAAGGGAGGCAGCACCAAAGACAAACCGUCUCUCUCCAGGAAAAACUCGGCUGCUGCCAGUCUGUCCUCUGACAAACCUCGGAGCUCCUCACUAAACAGCGACUCUGAGCAGCAGCACGUGGCUCUAAUACACUCGUGCACCCAGACUGAAGCUCUGCAGAUGCCUGGUCUGGACGGAAAGUCUUCAUCAGCUGCCACCAAAGAGGAGAUGGAGGAGGUGAUUGGAGACUUCGAAGAGAAGAUUGUACAGAUGCAGGAGCUCCAUGCAGCAGAAAUCCUCGACAUGGAGGCUCGGCACAUUUCAGAAAGCGAGACUCUGCGCCGGGACACACAGGUGCUGGAGAAUGAGUGCAAGGCUCUCAAGGCCAUCAUCGACAAACUGCGUUCCACUGAGGCCCCCUCAUCAAGACUAGACCGUCCAACAUCAUCGCAGUUCAAAGAUGGCUACACCAGUGACAGCAGUUCGGACUACAGCCAGCGGACCGGCUAUGAUCUCCCCAACCUGCAGCAGGAGUACAGGACCACCCCCGAGGGUGCCAGGAGAGAGACUGACGAUACACUGCCGGACAGAAUCAAGACACUGCUGCGUGAGGUGCACCAGGAGGGCAUGCAGGUGCUCUCUCUGUCUGAGCUUCCUGUGGCUGAAGGCGAGCCUGGAAGCCAGUUCCAUGCUCCAGGCUGGGCCAAGGAACGAGAGGCCCUGCUGGCCACCGUGGAGUCCCUCAAAGGCCUCAUCACCCAGAUGCAGACACACAGGGAAACACAGACCUCAGGCGGUGUGGACUGGCGCGGUGAGCUUCUGGGUGCGGUGCAGCAGGUGUUUGUGAGGGAGCGGAGCCUGCUGAAGAGCGCCCUCUACAGCCAGCUGGAUCUGCUGGACACCAACGAUGCCAUCAUCCACCUGAAUCAGCUGGAGCGCAGGCUGACUGAGCAGGACACCCAGCACAGAGAGGCCAUGGGGUCGCUCUACACUACCGACAGGUCCAGUCUCGUCUCUGAGAUUCAUCAGCUCCGCGGCCAACUAGAGCAGCUCCAACAAGGUUUGCCGCCUGCAGUUUCAUCAGCUGGUGAGCGCAGCACUGAGGAGCAGCAGGAGAGAGGAGGUGCUGAUGGAGGAGCAGAGGCUGACAGGCUGCUGGUGGAGGAGCUGAAGGGAGAGCUGGCCCAGACCAAGCUGGAGCUGGAGACCACACUCAAGGCUCAGCACAAACACCUGAAGGAGCUGGACACGCUCAGGAUGGAAGUGUCUCAGAAGGCCGCUGAGGUGGACGCUCUGAAUGAUCAGCUGUCAGAGGAGCGGAAGACAAGCCGAGAGCUUCAGUGGGCAAUGGAGAAGGAGAAGUGUCGGACUGGGAGGAAUGAGGAGAGCAAGCGAGAAGAGCUGGAGGACCUCCAUCUCACUCUGGGAGAGCAGCAGAGCCGUGUCUCUCAGCUGACCUCAGCCUUGGAGCAGGAGCGCCAGGCCUCGUCCCAGCUUGCCCAGCAGGCUGACCAGGAGCGCCUGAGCCUCCACAGACGCCUUCAGGAGCUCCAGGUGCAGCUGGAGACGGAGCGAGCCAAGGCCCAGGAGAUGAGCAGCGCCCUGGGGAGAGAGAGGGAACUGAGGACAGGUGUCACCUCAGACGGUCGUCCCUCCAAUGAGGAGGAGGAGGUAGAGGAGGACAGCACCCGGCUGGAGGAGGAAGGAAGCUUACUGGAAAGACUGCAGAGGGAGCUGGACGAGAAACAUGCACAGGUGGUGCAUCUUUUAGGUGAGGUGGAGGCCCAGAAACUUGAGGUGGUGAGAAAACAGGAGGAACUGACUUUGGUAGGUCAAAGGUCCAGACGGGACCAGGAGGCGCUGCUGGCGGCUCGGGCCCAACUGGAGAGCCUGGAAGUGCGUAUGUCUGAGGCCCAGGAGCAGCUGGAGAGAGAGCUGGAGAGGAGAAAGAGCCUAGAGGAGGAGAAGGAGAGGCUGGAGGAGAGACUGGCCCAGCGAGGGGAGCAGAGGGAAGGAGACAGGGCAGGGGGCGGAGUCCUGCCGGCUGAUGGACGCAGUGCCCUCUGGCGCAGCGAGUCCACCGACCGCACCAAAGACUGGGUGUUCCAGCAGAAGAGCGGCAACGCUGAGACAGUCAGCCCCAGCACGCCCACGCCCACGCUGCUGGACAUCACCAGGUCUGGACAAAGUGGUGGACCUUGGCGCACCACUGACAAGAUCCUGGGCAAGCUGCACCUCAUCGCCUCAAAGAUCCGCAACAUAGUCAGCAAGGCGACUGGCAGACUGACAACAGAGGUGGAGAGUGAACAGCUGUUUUGGAUGCAGUCCAACAUCGAUGAGGUCAUCACUAUGCUGCAACAAUUUCCAGGUCUACCCUCCACACCUGAGAGUGCAGCAUUGCUGGCUGGAGGCUCCUCCAGCACCUCCAACUCCCUGACGGAGCGGCUGCUGAGGCAGAACGCCGAGCUGACGGGUUUUGUCAGCCGCCUGACUGAAGAGAAGAACGACCUGAGAAAUCAGACCCUGCGCUUGGAGGAGGAGCUCCGCCGCCUCCGGCAGGCUGGACUGACAUCAGGAGACAGUGCUAGUGGCAGGAGAGGAGUGACCAAGGGAGACUCAAGCAGCAUCGUACUUUCCCAAGAGCGGGAGGCGUGGACUCGAGAGAGGAUCCGUCUGGAGAAAGCUUUGCUUCUGGCCCAGGCCCAGGUGGCCCGACUCAGGGGAGAGAUCAGGACCGACACCCUGCGGGACAUAACGGGACCCGAGGCUGACAAUGCAGCACUGAAGAGGAUGUAUGGGAAAUAUCUGCGGUCGGAGAGCUUCCGCAAGGCACUGAUCUACCAGAAGAAGUAUCUGCUGUUACUGCUGGGCGGCUUCCAGGAGUGUGAGGAAGCCACGCUGUCGCUCAUCUCCAGGAUGGGCGGUCGGCCGUCCCUCUCCAGCCUGGACUCCCUCAGCCAGCGUCGGCGGGGGCUGACGCGCUUCCGCUCUGCCGUCCGAGUCUCCAUCGCCCUCUCCAGAAUGCGUUUCCUGGUUAAGCGGUGGCAGAAGGCAACAGGGAUGGGCUCUGUAUCCUCAACCAGUGUCAACAAGAAUGAAACAGGACAGACGAUAGGCACAGAGAGAGACUCUCCCUAUCUUCACCCAGCGAGUGUGGAGGUGUUCAGAGAAAGAGGAGGAGGACUUUCCAGCAGCAGGGGGCGCAGUGGACGCGACUCCCCCAGAUCUGCUGUUUCCUCCACCCACCACAGGUUUCACGUGGCCGGGGACCCGGGCGCUCUGACCUGCUCCCAUCUGCAGAACUACGACCCUGACCGAGCGCUCACUGACUACAUCUCCAGGCUCGAGGCCCUGCAGAGGCGGCUGGGAAGUGUGACAUCAGGUUCUUCCUCAUAUGCUCAAUUGCACUUUGGCUUGAGAAGAUAAAGACGCUGAGAAGUUACUUUUGAACUGGCUUGAAGAAACGCAGUUGCCUUUUCUUGUGCUGAGCGCUCUGCUGUUUUCUAUCGUUCUGGUGUGGACUGUAUAUUCCAUGUGGACCAAAACUCUUUUUUUUUUUUAGUGUUCGACAUCUUGUAUUCAGGCUUUUUGUCGCCAGCACUUGAAAAACAGCUAUGUUUGUAAUUUGAUCUGCCUCUUUGUUGUGGAGGAAAACAAUCAUGUAUAUUUGUCAAAUGCUAAUUUAAAACCCCGUGAUUAAUUUAUAUGUAUGUGUUGUUGUAUGGGUGGAACAUAUGUAGAGAAUGUUUGUUUGGGUUUAUUGUUAAGGAGGCUGCUACUGGAUAAUACACACUACACUGUGUUACGUUUAGGCCGGUUUCUCAGACAGAGGACAUUUGUAGAGAACGUAUUUUUGUAAAGCGUAGGAGCUUUCAAUUUUCUGGGUAUUUUGUCAAAAACUGAAAUAAAGAGGACUAUAAUAUUUGAAAAA